AUGCGCAGCAUCCGCAGCAGCAUCCGCAGCAUCCGCAGCAGCAUCCGCAGCAAACGGGACUGGAAGAAGAGCAUUCGGCGCAUCGGGCGGACACUGCGCACGUGGCGGCGCAGCAGCGCAGCAGCAGCGCAGCAGCAGCAGCAGCAGCAGCAGCAAGAACUCGAUGACCACGCCCUCGCCUCCCCUGAAGACAUCGAAGGCGUUUUGGGUUCUUAUGAAAAAACCAAAAAGUGGUGGCACAGAAUUGUGACUUCCAACUUCAGUCCCCUCUCCAACCGAAACAGCGUGAAAUGCAAGGGCGCCUAUGGCCCGAGGUGA
Messenger RNA from Eimeria tenella, 318 nucleotides. Its product is annotated as lipase domain-containing protein, putative. The transcript has 2 exons. The record is from RefSeq and is a predicted model, not a curated record. The coding region runs from base 1 to 318 and encodes 105 amino acids. Lineage: Eukaryota; Apicomplexa; Conoidasida; Eucoccidiorida; Eimeriidae.